GAUUUUAGAGACUAAUAUAUAUAUAUAUAUAUAAAGGCCGAGACUCAGUCAAUUGUAUCUAAUAGUAAACAAUUGUUGCACACACUACGAUAUAGUCUGUACCACACACAUUGAAAAUGCAGUACACAAAAGUUGCCUUUAUGCUUUUGGUUAGCGUUUGCUUGUCUUUAGCGAAACCCGAAAAUUCUUUUUUUAAAUAUGGAGUUAAUGAUCCAAAUACUGGAGAUAUGAAAGAUCAACAUGAAAUCAGAUCUCCAGACGGAAAUAGCGUAAGUGGAUACUACCGUUUGUUGGAACCUGAUGGUCUUAUGAGAACUGUAACUUACACAGCUGACCCUAUAAAUGGAUUUAGAGCCGAUGUAAAACAUUCAUUAGUCGAUUCUCAAUUAGGUUUAGAUGCCAGAGCCUUUGAACCAUUGGCAUAUCCAGCUUAUAUAUAAAAGUCUGAUAUAGACGACCAUUUGCUUGCGCAAAGUUCUUUGUUUAUAACCUAUAACUAAAUAUUGAAUUUAAUAAAUAAUGACUCAAAAAGUUAUGACUAUCAAUAAAAAUAAACUUUAUGUGUAUCAAUUAAUAUAGUUGUAAGAAAAAUAUAUUUUGUAAUUUUAUUUUACAACAAUGUACUGUUUAUUAAUUAUUCUGAUUGUAUUAAAAUUUGUUGAUAAUA
Molecule: messenger RNA, 667 nt
Organism: Daktulosphaira vitifoliae (grape phylloxera)
Lineage: Eukaryota; Metazoa; Arthropoda; Insecta; Hemiptera; Phylloxeridae
Product: cuticle protein 19-like
Exons: 2
Coding region: 117-440 (107 amino acids)
Cellular component (GO): extracellular matrix
Source: RefSeq, a predicted model, not a curated record